This is a messenger RNA of Danio aesculapii, 4984 nucleotides long. RefSeq names its product collagen, type XXI, alpha 1 (gene col21a1). NCBI's taxonomy places the organism in Eukaryota, Metazoa, Chordata, Actinopteri, Cypriniformes, Danionidae. The transcript has 28 exons. The record is from RefSeq and is a predicted model, not a curated record. The coding region runs from base 25 to 2922 and encodes 965 amino acids.
ACUGGAGCUUGGUACUUCAAGACCAUGGGUUGCAAAAUGAGAUCCAUGCAUUUUGUGUUUUGGUGUCUUUACUUCAUGCUCCUUCACUUGUUUUGCACAGCACAAGAUGAGGACAUGAGAUUAAGUUGUAGGACAGCGCCAAGUGAUUUGGUAUUCAUACUCGAUGGAUCAUGGAGUGUGGAUGAUGUGAAUUUCGAGAUUGUCAAAAAGUGGUUGGUGAAUAUCACCAUGAGCUUCAACAUUGGUCAAAAGUUCACCCAGGUCGGGGUGGUGCAAUACAGCGAUGACCCCUUCUUACAUAUACCCCUGGGAAAACACUUCUCAAGCAGUGACCUCAUCAAGGCCAUGGAGUCUAUAGAAUACAUGGGCGGGAACACGAACACGGGAAGGGCUAUCAAGUUUGCCAAUGACAAACUCUUUGCCCUGUCUGAGCGAGGUCCGAAUGGCAUUGCGAAAAUCGCUGUGGUGAUGACGGACGGGAAGUCACAAGAUGAAGUGCUGGCAGCUGCAGAAGCUGCGAGGAAAAAGGGGAUAAUUCUCUUUGCAAUUGGAGUCGGGUCUGAAACCGAAGAGGCACAGCUCAGGGCUAUCGCCAACAAACCAUCCUCAACCUAUGUUUUUUCGGUGAAAGACUAUAAAGCUAUCGCUAAGAUCCGUGAAGUUAUUAGGCAGAAGCUGUGCGAAGAGACUGUAUGUCCAGCAAAGAUUGCAAUCAAUUCUCGAGAUGAGAAAGGCUUUGACAUCCUACUACAUCUCAACUUAGCUAAAAAAGCCAAAAAGACUCAAGGAUCGUUUUAUGGCAGCAAAGCCUACCAGAUCACAUCCAGAGAUGAUCUGAGCGAGAGUACUAGGAUGUUGUUUCCAGGAGGACUUCCUCCUUCCUAUGUUUUUGUGGCCACAUUGAAGUACAAAGGCUCUGUGGCUAUAGAGGAGUGGGACCUAUGGCGGAUACAGACUAAAGAUGAAAAGCCUCAAAUGGCUGUUAGCUUAAACGGCCUGGACAGAACAGUGAUGUUUACCACCACCACCAGCAAAACACCAAGCGGAACUCAAACUGUGGUCUUUACUAAAUCACCAGCUAAGAAACUAUUUGAUGAGAAGUGGCAUCAGCUGCGUCUUUUAGUGACAGAGGAAGAUGUCACCCUGUAUGUUGAUGACUUGGAAAUUGAAACCUUGGCGCUGGAGCCUCCUGAUGGUAUUUUUAUCAAUGGGAAAACACAAGUUGGGAAGUACGUCAGCAAAGAAACAACGGUACCUUUUGAAGUACAAAAACUCAGAAUCUACUGCGACCCGGAGCAGAAUAACAGAGAAACUGCCUGUGAAAUACCUGGAGUUUGUGCUAAUGGACCAGGAGACAUUGAUCCAACCCCUGAGCCCUGCAUCUGCCCACCGGGGCCACCUGGUACCCCAGGAAUGACGGGAGAACGGGGGAAAAUGGGAGAUCCGGGUCAACCUGGUCCAGCUGGUGCUGAUGGUAAGCCUGGUGUUCCAGGAUUUAGAGGAAGUCCUGGCAUUCAAGGCUCACCCGGCAUGGAGGGGCCACGUGGAGCUGAUGGACAUAAGGGGGAAAAGGGAAGUCCUGGGGAAGCAGGUGACAGCGGUAUACCAGGUUUAACCGGGCCACCUGGCAAAACAGGUGAAAAGGGGUCUGCUGGUAAUCAAGGCAUACAAGGACCACCAGGAAAAGAUGGGCAAACGGGAGAAAAAGGAAGUAGAGGCCUUGCUGGUCCACCUGGAUAUCCAGGAGAGCCUGGAGCGCCUGGCAGAGAUGGGAAAGACGGGACUGCAGGAGGAAUCGGUUUGAAGGGAGAUCCAGGACCGCCUGGAAUUCCUGGACUGGAUGGACGAGAGGGACAUCCUGGCAUGCCUGGUAUACCUGGAAAUGAUGGUCAGAGGGGAAUUAAGGGUGACGCUGGCUUGGCAGGACCAAAGGGAGCCAAAGGUAUACCUGGAGACGCUGGUGAGAUGGGAUUGCCUGGAAUGACUGGCUCAAGUGGACAACCUGGCCUUAAGGGCAAUAAAGGGGAAAGUGGAGAAUCUGGUCAAGCAGGACCACCAGGACCAGAGGGUAAGCCUGGAGAAGCCGGGCCCUCCGGUCAACCUGGACAUCCAGGAAUGCCAGGAUCACUGGGAAUGAAGGGUCAAAGAGGAGACGCUGGUGAAAGAGGAGCAGAUGGGAUGAAAGGUGAAAGAGGAGACUCGGGGAGACCUGGUGCUCAUGGUUUACCAGGAGCUGCUGGGAAGAAAGGAGAGAAAGGGACGGCAGGAGAGCCAGGUCAGAGUGGCCUGAAUGGACACCAAGGACUCCCCGGACAGCGAGGACAGACAGGACCCUCGGGACCCAGAGGACAGAGUGGAGAAAUCGGCCUCCCGGGGCCACCUGGACCUGAAGGACGACCGGGCAGAGAAAUGUCUGAGCAGCACAUUCAGCAGAUCUGCAGAGACAUCCUCCGAUCGGAGAUCCCAGCUCUUCUGCUGAGUUCUCAGCACAGCCAGCACCGGAGCUGUGAGCACUGCUACACACGUGUGGGACCCCCGGGGCCUAUGGGGACACCCGGCCCGCAUGGCCCCCGAGGAUUCCCAGGACUGUCUGGAUCCAACGGGCUGCAGGGUCAGCGGGGUUUACCAGGACGGCCUGGGGUUCCUGGCAUAAACGGUGAUCCAGGGGAAAAGGGUGAUAAAGGGAGUCAAGGGCGGUCAGUAAUCGGAGACCCAGGUCUACCAGGACCACCAGGUCCGACCGGUCCAGCAGGGGUCGGAAAACCAGGUCAAGCAGGUAAACCAGGCUCACCUGGACACGAAGGCAAGGAGGGCAAGCGAGGUCAAAGCGGAGAGCCAGGUCAACCCGGUGUCUGCCAUCCGGCCAUGUGCUACGGCGCAAUGAUACGGAGGGAUCCCUUCAGUAAAGGCCCAAACUAUUGACAGUGCAGACAGUCUGGACGCGGUGCUGGAGGAGAAAGAAAAAAACACACACAGCCAAUCUCAGGAUGAUCAUAUCUGAGUGUCUCGCACACUUGCGGACGCAUGAAGUACCUCGAAAAAGUGUAAAUAAUAAGAUGACGUUGCCUACAUUAAAGGGGACCUAUUAUGCCCCUAUUUACAAGAAAGUGUGUGUAGUUUUAGCUCAAAAUAUCACACAAAUAAUGAUAACUCUUCCCCUUUUAGGCUUGUAUUCUAAUCGUGCCGUUUUGGUGACUGUCGCUUUAAAUUCAAAUGAGAUUGUGCUCUUUUUAAAAGAGGGCGGGGCUACAAAUGCCUGUGUCAGAAUAGAGGCAGAUUCAAAAACAAGACUGAGGUCUUUUGCUAAGAGAGAGUUGGUCACUAGUGGGCGGAGCUUUCCCCGUUUUAUGACAUCAUACAAAAGAAGAAUGACAAUCAAAGAGUUUCCGCAGACUGUUUGAUUAUAGUCUGAUCAUAACAAAUAGGAUUAAUAAAUGUUUACCAUUAGAAGCUGGUUAUAUUCACACACUAUUACCACGCAACUGCAUUUAAACCUCUUAUAAAAGUGAUUUUUGCAUAAUAGGUCCCCUUUAAAAUAAAUACUCCAUCCUGGGCCAUGAUUUAUUAUAAUCAGGAGGAACCAAACCCAUCCGAAUGCUUGUGAAAAAUCAUCCACUGUGAGGCUUUCUGGAGACUCUACCUAAAGUUUAACAAACCUCCUCAGUCUAUCGCUCGCCAUCAACCAUCGCCAGCCAAUCAUCUCAUUGUGUUCUUCAUGCCAGAUUUACUGUCUGUUUUGCGGUCAUCUUCGUUUUUCUAGUUGUUUUUUUGUUUUGUUUUGCUGCUUGCAAGUUUUUCAUGAGUUUUAAGAGUUCUUCAACAUUGCUUCAACAAUGCUUUCUAUGUAAUACUGAUGUCUUUCGGUAAUGUGUGUGUGUGUAUGUGUGUAUGCGGGUAAAAGGGUUACCAUCUAAUGUUUAAACCAACAAAAUUUCCACUUUCCUCACUGAAAAAAAAAAAAGAUUAAUUGAAUUAAUACUAUUUUUUUAAGGUGUUUGCAAAACAUUUAUAUGGCCUGAAUUUAAACUAACUAAAUGUAGUAAUGUUCAACGUCAUGUGUUUGAUUAAAUUCAGCCCAUAUCAGUUGUUUGCAACCACUUACCUUACAAAAAAAGAGUAAAUCCAAUGAAUAUUUUUUGGAGUGCUCGUAAACAAACCAUUUUAUAGUACAAAGAACCAUUUGUGCAUUGAAAAUGUUCCAUGGAGUUUAUUCAAAGGUUCUUGUAGUGUUGAACCCAAAAUCUGGAAGUAUUACAUAAUUUAAAAAAGCAUGACCCAGGUCUGGAAGAGAUGUAGAAAUUCAAGGAAUUGUACACUUUAAAAAAUUAUAUGAUCAAUUAGUCCUGACAGCAUGUGUUUUAGUUCAUUGUAACUUAUUAAACUAAGUUAAUCAUGUUCUAACUUAAUUUUAUAAGUUAUGAAAGCAGUUGUAAGUCAGUUUAACAUAUUGGGCUCUAUUUUAAGGAUCUAGGUGCAAAGUCUAAAGCGUAUGGCGCAAAAGCAUUGAGGGCGUAUCUGAAUCCACUUUUGCAAAAAUACACUCUGCGCUAAUAAUAAUGUGUCUAACAGGGUUGCGCUUGUUCUCUUAAUGAGUUCUGGGUGUGUUUUGAGCAUAACAUGCAUUGAACUAAUCAGAGUCUCAUCUCACAUUUCCUUUAAGAGUCGGGAAUGUGAGUAAGUGGCGGACUUUGUAAGUGUAAAUCUGCAUCUGCAGCACGAGGAUAAAGAACAAGCCUCCUCCAUUCAGCCUCUUUACUUAACUUUUACUCUUUACUCCUUUACUUUGGUGGAGUAAGGAAACGGUAGAAACUCACUCCACUGAAGACAUCCAUCAGCCUACAUAUUUAAUUUCGUUUGUUAAGCGCAAAGAUUUGUGUCAAAACUAUUUCUAAAUUCAGUUCUAAUCUUCAGCAAACGAAUAAAUUAACAAUAAUAACGAAGUGUGGUCAAAACACUGAGUUAUACCCAAACACACGUCCUGUUC